AUGGUGACUGGUAAAGGAAAGGAGGUUGUCAAGGAAGACGAAUUUCUCAGCUUGAAGAAGUUUAAAACAGCAACUGGAUUUAAGGAAAUGAUGGAGAAUUUAAAAGGGGAAUCUUCCACGUCGGCUGGAAAGAUUAAUUUCAAAACUACAUCUCUCCCAACCUCUCCAAUUUCGUGUAAUAUUGUUGAAUCAUCCCCUGAUGAAAUCAUUAAAGCAAAUGAGAACAAGGUGAAUGAAGAAUUUCUGAUGUUGGCUGAUAAACAGGGAAAGUGUGAUGAAGGUGUAAACAUUUCGAAAGAGGAUAGUAACAAGAAGGAAAUAAAUUCUGUUUGGUCGAAGAAACAAAACAUAAGGGUGGAUAAAUUAGAUCUGGGAUCAUUCCUAUCUGAUGAUGGAAGAACAGUCCAGCUUGACGCAGAAAAUGAAAGUAUCAAUGCUAAAAAACUGGAUUGUGCUCUGGUGGUGAAAAUAUUUGGUGACAACAUACUGUUUUCUUCAGUAUGUAUUGAAUUGAGAAAGCAAUGGAGCAGAUUUGGGAAGUUUCAUAUAACGGGUUUAGGCACUGGAUGGGUGCUUUGCUCGUUCAAAAAUCCAGAAACAAUGGAAGAAGUUAUUACAGGUGGUCCUUGGUAUGUUAAAGGGCAUGUGGUGGGGUUGGACAAAUGGUCUCCCAUGUUCUCUACAAAUUCUUUGAAAGGGAUUUCAACUCCCUUAUGGAUAAGAUUACCUAAUUUAUCUUUGCAAUGUUGGGAUGAUAUCAACAUUUGUAGGAUUGCAUCGAAGGUGGGAAAGCCAUACUUGCUUGAUGGAAACUCGUUUCAAUGGAGUAGAAGAGAAUACGCUAGAGUUUGCGUUCGUGUGCCCCUGAAUGAGAAAUUACCCCUUGGGGUUUGGGUGGAAGGUUUAUAUGGAAAAUUUUUCCAGAAAAUCAUUUAUGAAGGCAUUUCAAAGUUAUGUUAUGAAUGUGCCUUCAUUGGUCACACCAUAACAGCAUGUAUGAAAUUUAAAGAAAAGAAGACUUCUUCCACUGAUGUUCCAGUUUUGGAUAAAAAAUUUCAAGAUCAAGUUAGCUCCAGAAUUGAAGAAAGCUCAAUUCAGCAAGAAGGCGAAAAUAAAUAUGGACUGUGGAUUCAAGCAAAGUAUGGUAAGAAGAAGUUUUCUGGAAAUAUUAGAAGAAUGUCAGGAACUCCUAUUAAACAAAGGUUACAAAAUGAUGUUUUGAAGAAUCCUCAGAAUAAUUUUACUCCUGUAGAAGAAGUUUGUGUUCAUCAUGUAGAGGCAUUGGAUUCUGCAAAUAUUGUUGAAGAUCAAACUAAAAAAGCUCAGAUUCAAGAGCAGAAGAUGGGAGCUGAAGUGCUAAAACUGGAGAAAAUCGUGGAGAAAUCUUCUUCAGGUAAGAAAGUAAAGCUGCUAAAAGAACUGAAAUCUCUGGGAUCUGGAAAUAUAGUUAAUCAUAACAUGAAGUUGGAGAUUGGAAGAAUUGAAACCAAAGUUAGUUCUUUGGAGAAUCUACAGAUUUUGAAUUUUCUGGGAGACAAAUGUGAAUCAUUUUUGUUUCCUUCUGUUGUCCUUUCUGGAGGUAUUUUGGUACUUUGGAGGAAGGAUGUGGCAGCUUUUUCAGUAUUGGAAGUUUCUUCACAAGUUAUCAUUGGGGAUCUUGAAGUUGUUAAUAAAGGCUGUUGGCAAGUUUCCAUUGUAUGUGGGAGCUGGAGUAUAGUGGAAAGAAAAUCUCUAUGGGAGAUUUUAGAAACAAGGUUUGAUAAUAAUAAACCAGCAGUUAUUGGGGGAAACUUUAACUAUAUCUUGUCACAGGAGGAGAAAAGAGGAGGCAAAAAAUUUGUAUUUACUCAAGGAGCAAAAGAUAUGAAGAUGUUUAUGAACAACAAUGACUUUCAUGAAAUUGGGUUUAUUGGACCCAAAUUUACUUGGUGUAACAACAAAACUGGGGGAGGACGUAUCUUAGAAAGAUUGGAUAGAUGCCUUAUUAACAUUUUUGCUAUGAAUUCUAUUCAUCUAGCCUUGGUUAAACAUUUGUCCCGUAUAGCUUUGGAUCAUUGUCCUAUUUUUUUGGAGGUGUUCAAAUCGGUGGUUUCUAACUACAAAUGUAUACAUUUUGAAGAUGUGUGGAGCACCUAUCAUGGGGCUUUUGCUAUUGUAAAAAAUACAUGGAAGAUGGGUGGAGGGAGCGAUCCAGCUAGUUCUUUAAACUUGAAGUUUAAAAGGACUCUUAAAGCCUUAUUCUAUUGGAGUACGGCUAAAUUUAAGAGUUUAAAUGUAUUGAGGGAUUCACUGAAAAAAGAGAUUUAUGAUUUACAACUAGAAGAAGCUGAUGGGAUGCUUAGCGAGACAAAGCUCCUACUGCUCAGGUCAAAGGUAAAUGAAUUAAAUAGUACUUUGGCAAGAUUAUGUAUAUGGUGGAGGCAAAGAGCCAAGGCUAGAUGGUUGGAAGAAGGUGAUACAGAUUCAGCUUUCUUUCAUUCUUUUGCAAAUGCAAGAAGGAGUACUAACUGGAUUAAUCAAGUCAAAAAUGAAGACGGUAUUUUCACGGAUCAGAUCCAAGAAAUUGAAAUGAUUUUUUCAAAUUUCUUCACAGCCAAAUGGAGACAUAGAACCUGUAAGGUAGAUGGUUGGCCGUCAAAAAUGAAGACGGUUUUGGAUAAAGAAGAUCAACUCAAAUUAGAAGCAGAGUUUUUAAAGGAGGAGCUUCAAGAAGUGGUGAACAACUUGGGGAAGAACAUCUCACCGGGACUUGAUAGAAUUACAUUCUCUUUUAUCAAAUGCUACUGGAAGAUUGAUGAAUAUCUAUACAACCAUCAGAUGGAUUCUGCAACAGUAAUGGCUUCAUUUGAAAGUUACUUUAAUAAUUCUGAAGCUGCAAUGAAUGCAGAUAUGUUAAGAAUUGGUCGUGUGGCUUGUGGGUUGCUGGAUCGAUUCCGUUUUGUUGAAGUUUCUUCUUCAGUUAUGAUCUCAUUAUCUGUCCUUCUUGGUAGAUGA
Dendrobium catenatum is the source of this 2994-nucleotide messenger RNA. RefSeq lists its product as uncharacterized. The record is from RefSeq and is a predicted model, not a curated record. The coding region runs from base 1 to 2994 and encodes 997 amino acids. The transcript is spliced from 7 exons. NCBI's taxonomy places the organism in Eukaryota, Viridiplantae, Streptophyta, Magnoliopsida, Asparagales, Orchidaceae.